This is a messenger RNA of Rhineura floridana, 1664 nucleotides long. RefSeq lists its product as uncharacterized. The transcript is spliced from 2 exons. The record is from RefSeq and is a predicted model, not a curated record. Bases 112 to 735 code for a protein of 207 amino acids. Lineage: Eukaryota; Metazoa; Chordata; Lepidosauria; Squamata; Rhineuridae.
CCUAUUCAACACCUGUCUUUAGUGCAGAGAUUGCUAGAAGCAGUUCAGAAACCAGCGGAAAUAGCUGUCAUUCAUUGCAAGGCGCACACCAAAGAUCGCGAUCCUAUAGCAAUGGGGAAUGCCCUAGCAGACAUUACAGCCAAGAAAGCAGCAAGACUCCCUCUUUCUUUUCCUACACUGGCAUUAAUUACUGAUGAUUUCCAACCCACCACUUUAACGUCUGUACCCCCAAAGGAAACUCGAGCUUGGGAAGCGCUGGGGGCCAGCUACAGGAAUGACUUGUGGGUUAUGCCAGAUGGAAGAGCCUGUCUACCUCGCUCCAUGUAUUUCGCGGCAGUUACCUGGCACCAUAAUAAAGGAGGACAUUAUGGAACUCAUGCUUUGGUAGACACAAUAUCCAGGUUUUGGUACGCCCCUGGCAUUCAAUCUGUAUGUGCUGCAACUGUAAAAGCCUGUAGUCUGUGCCAGGCUAACGGACCUGCUUUACCAAAUAGAGCACCACGAGGGGGGCGACCAGCAGCAGCUGCACCCUUCCAACAUUUGCAGAUGGACUUUGUCGAUUUACCACCAGCAAUGGAUUGCGAGCCUUGUGGCACACGGCCAGGUAUGCGCAAACGGUUCCAUUCGAAGAGCAAGUGCACCCUUUCCAGCCAGGUGAUUUCGUGUGGGCGAAAACGUUUGUCCGUCGCAGUCCGCUCCUGCCAAGAUUCAGCGGUCCUCACCAGGUUUUAUUAACUACCCAGACGGCAGUUUUCUUGGAAGGAAGGAAGUCUUGGAUUCAUCACGCACACGUAAAGCCUGCCGUUGUAGACUUCAGCCCCGCGGAAGUACCGGACGUGCCACCCCACGACGGACAAGAACUUGUGGACUCAGAGGACAGAAUUGUGCCAGCGUUACGCUUAAAAAGAGACCCCGUGACUGAUCUAUGGGCACCAGAGACUAUCCCUUUCCGCACAGCCAAAAUAUCAUGAACUAUUUUACGCCUCAGGACUGCGGGGUUCUCUAUUGUAUUCUUUGUGUACUUGUGCAACUGAGCCUUGUUUUCCCUCUGUGUUGUCCUGAUGGAAUAAAAAUAUGCACGAGGGAGGACUACAAACCUCCUCUCGCUGGGAUCCGAAAUGGACUGCCAAAUCCGAAGGUACUGGGUGAGUGUCCAGAUCCUUACCUUUACCAUGUGCUUUUAAUUCAUAAUCAACCCUUCACUGUAGAAAUCACAGGAUGGAAAACAAAGUGUCAGAAAGCAGCUGUAGUUUUUCAACACAGCCUCAAUGGCUUCCUGGUCACUCAGUGUGUGAGGGCAGACAUAGCAUGGGCCAUUUACUUGGCUGUAAAUUGUACGCCAGCUACAGGACUAACCAGAGCCUCAGCAUGCCCUACAUCACUGGACCCCAAAUCCGUUCUUCAAGAAUAUUCUGUUUUUACCUAUCGCAAUUUGGGAACAACAGCACCUAAGUUUUGCAUUGGGUUAGGGGAAUAUAAUUGUUAUAUUGCUUUGCAAAGGAGCCAGCUCAACCGGUUUGCUCCCCCGAGUCUAUCCGACUUAACUUCAAAGCCCUCUUUGAAGCCUCUCACUCCCCCAUCCCUCACACUUCAAGGGGAAAGCUGGAAAGCAAAUAUUUUUCUCUCUCUUUUGGAAGCGUCAGCCCCACAAAACGGAUCCUGUU